AUCUCCUCUACUACAUUCUCUUCUCAUAUCUUGCCGACGAACCCCUAGAGCCGCCGCCCCUCACUAGAAGAUCUCAGUUUUUUUUUCUCUGAAAGUAUGGCACUCGACGUGGCGCCGAGAAUGCGGUGGGGAGAGUUGGAAGAGGACGACGGAGAGGAUCUCGAUUUUCUGUUGCCUCCUAAGCAGGUAAUCGGCCCCGAUGAGAAUGGAAUCAAGAGGGUUAUUGAAUACAAGUUUGACGACGCUGGAAAUAAGAUCAAAAUAACCACAACCUCCCGAGUCCGCAAGCUCGCCAAGGCUCACCUGAGCAAGAGAGCGAUAGAGCGCCGCAAUUGGCCCAAGUUUGGUGACGCUGUCCAUGAGGAUGUUGGUAGCAGGCUUACCAUGGUCUCCACUGAGGAGAUCCUUCUUGAAAGGCCUAGAGCCCCUGGUAGCAAGCAAGAAGAAACCAAGGUAGCUGGUGACAGCUUGGCUCAACUCAGCAAGGGAGGGACAGUUCUAAUGGUAUGUAGGACUUGUGGUAAGAAAGGUGAUCACUGGACAUCUCGUUGCCCAUACAAGGAUCUUGCUCAACCGACAGAGGCUUUCAUUGAUAAACCGGCUGCAUCAGAGACUUCUCUUACCGCUUCUGCUGGGACCAAGGGAACGUCAACAUAUGUUCCUCCAAGCAUGAGAGCUGGUGCUGAGAGAACUGUGGGGUCAGAUAUGAGGAGGAGAAAUGAAGAAAACUCUGUGAGGGUCACCAAUUUAUCAGAAGACACCCGUGAGCCCGAUUUGCAUGAACUAUUCCACACAUUUGGCCCAGUCAGUCGGGUAUAUGUAGCUAUUGAUCAGAAAACUGGUAUGAGUAGGGGUUUUGGUUUUGUCAACUUCGUAAACAAGGAGGACGCUGAGAGGGCUAUCAACAAGCUUAAUGGAUAUGGUUACGACAAUCUCAUCCUCCGUGUUGAGUGGGCCGCCCCGAGAGCAAGUUAGGGAAUAUGGUGGGACUAGCCUUUUAGUUUCCUAGAUUUCCAAUCCAGUAUAUCAUGCUGGCAAGUGAGGUUUGUAACUCUUGGUUUCAUUAUAUGCAAGGGCCUUGCGUUUGAGUUUCUUCGGCAAUGAAUUAUUUAAAUGUAUUUGGUAGUUUAAUUUUAUUGUUUUGUUCAAUAUGUUGUGGAAUUAUAGCAUUUUUUUGAAGUACAGCCAUGUUCACAUGGCCAAAAUUAAACUA
Messenger RNA from Tripterygium wilfordii, 1213 nucleotides. Its product is annotated as eukaryotic translation initiation factor 3 subunit G-like. The transcript is spliced from 2 exons. The record is from RefSeq and is a predicted model, not a curated record. Gene Ontology annotation, molecular function: translation initiation factor activity; RNA binding. The coding region runs from base 97 to 975 and encodes 292 amino acids. Lineage: Eukaryota; Viridiplantae; Streptophyta; Magnoliopsida; Celastrales; Celastraceae. Gene Ontology annotation, cellular component: cytoplasm; eukaryotic translation initiation factor 3 complex.